Molecule: messenger RNA, 2542 nt
Organism: Dendrobium catenatum
Lineage: Eukaryota; Viridiplantae; Streptophyta; Magnoliopsida; Asparagales; Orchidaceae
Product: mitogen-activated protein kinase 10-like
Exons: 10
Coding region: 342-2036 (564 amino acids)
Biological process (GO): protein phosphorylation; intracellular signal transduction
Cellular component (GO): cytoplasm; nucleus
Molecular function (GO): ATP binding; MAP kinase activity
Source: RefSeq, a predicted model, not a curated record
UGAUGGGCCGAUGGCCAGUCUCUUUCUCUCUCCAUCUCUCUUGCUCUCCGCUCUCUAUCUAUCGGGAGAGAAAGAGAGAGAGAGAGAGAUAGGCGUUGAGCUUGGAUUGCCUGGGAGUGGAGGAGGAUUCUGCUCGAUAUUUAUGUUCUGAUUAGGUUUCAAGGAAAGGAGAAACAGAUUGCAUGCCUGUGAUCAAAUGUGGCUGAUUUCCUUGUAGAUUCGCCCCUGUUUAAUUUAAUUUUCGACAGAAGGCAAACGUUUUAGGGUUUGGGAAGCUUAAGAGGAAGAAAAGGAGGCGUUUUUGGAACAUUGCGGCUUUUAAACCUUCAACGAGAACGGAGAUGCAGCAGCGGAAGAAGGAAACACCAGAGAUGGACUUCUUCACUGAAUAUGGGGAUGCAAGCAGAUACAAAAUUCAGGAGGUCAUAGGGAAAGGAAGUUAUGGAGUUGUUUGCUCAGCUAUAGACAUUCAAACUGGAGGAAAAGUGGCCAUCAAGAAGAUACAUGAUAUUUUUGAGCACAUCUCAGAUGCUGCCCGUAUUCUUCGUGAGAUCAAGCUUCUUAGGAUUCUCAGACAUCCUGACAUUGUAGAGAUAAAGCACAUUAUGCUACCCCCAUCAAAGAGGGAUUUCAAAGAUAUUUAUGUUGUUUUUGAGCUUAUGGAGUCAGAUCUUCAUCAAGUUAUCAAAGCCAAUGAUGACUUAACCAGAGAGCAUUACCAGUUUUUUCUUUAUCAGCUCUUGCGCGCAUUAAAAUAUAUCCACACUGCUAAUGUUUAUCAUCGUGAUUUAAAGCCAAAGAACAUAUUAGCAAAUGCCAACUGCAAGCUCAAAAUUUGUGACUUCGGAUUAGCAAGGGUUGCAUUCAAUGAUACCCCAUCAACAGUGUUUUGGACGGAUUAUGUAGCAACAAGGUGGUAUCGAGCACCUGAGCUAUGUGGCUCAUUUUUCUCCAAGUACACGCCAGCCAUUGACAUUUGGAGCAUAGGUUGCAUUUUUGCUGAGGUAAUAACUGGGAAGCCCUUAUUUCCUGGGAAAAAUGUGGUACAUCAAUUAGACUUGAUGACUGAUCUUCUCGGCACGCCUUCCAUUGAUUCUAUUUCGCGGGUUCGAAAUGAUAAGGCAAGAAGGUUUUUAAGUAGUAUGAGGAAGAAGCAACCCAUACCAUUUUCACAGAAGUUCCCAGAUGCAGAUCCUUUGGCCCUCAAACUUUUGGAGAGGCUACUAGCGUUUGAUCCGAAGGAUCGCCCUUCAGCUGAAGAGGCGUUGGCAGAUCCAUAUUUUACUGGUUUGGCCAAAGUGGAGAGGGAGCCCUCUUGCCAACCAAUCACAAAAAUGGAGUUUGAAUUUGAGCGGCGAAGAGUGACAAAAGAAGAUAUUAGAGAGCUCAUUUUUCAUGAAAUAUUGGAGUAUCACCCUCAACUUCUCAAGGACUACAUAAAUGGCACUGAGAGAUCAAAUUUCUUGUAUCCUAGUGCGGUUGAUCAUUUCAAAAGACAAUUUGCUCAUUUGGAGGAGAACGGCGGAAAAAAUGCUCCCACGGUUCCGAUAGAGAGGAAACAUAUUUCUCUUCCCAGACCAACUGUGCUCCAUUCAACUACAAUCCCUCCAAAGGAACAAGUUAAUAAUCUCCGAGAAGCAGAUAGAUUUUCUGAACAUUUUCCCAGGAUUCCACAGGCUCCUCAAAGAAUCCCAGUUGCAAAGCCAGGAAGAGUAGUGAGUCCUGUAAUUCCAUUUGAGAAUGGAAGAAUAAGGGAACCCUCUGAUCCUCAAAGAUUGAUGCGAAACACAAUGCUUCCACCACAGCCUGGUCUUCCUCCUGCAACCUUCAGCUUUCACAGAAACAUCAGUAAGAUUGAAAGCGAGAGGGCGGAAGCAGCAGAAGAAGCUCGAGAUAAUAGCCAUCGGCAUAAACCGCCGCAGCCAUUUAUGCCGAGCAAGAUGGCUCCAGAAGUUGCAGUCGGCAUGAGGGCUUCACCUUUCUUUGUUGCAGGUUCACACAGAAAGAUUGGUGCAGGGAUUCCAGGAAUCUACUAGGGGAAGUGGAAGCACUGUAGCAGCUUAAGGCUUUGUUUGGAACAACUUUCUUUCUACUUCUUAAAGCAGCUUUUUAGCAGCUUGUACUAAAAAGCUGCUUUAAGAAGCAGAAAGAAAGCCAUCCCAAAUGAAGCCUAAGAUGAUGUCCAUUUGCAUGCUGGUGAGCUCGAGCUAGUGUGGUUGGUGAGACUGGCAUGUUUGUAUCAGAAGCUUGAGAGAAAAUUAUAUUUGAAAAGCUGAAAGAGAUGUGAAGAGAUCCAUGUCAUGGUACAGGCAGUGUUUCUUCUGCAAAGUUUGUUUGAUCGAUUGACAUGGAUUCUACUGUGUAAAAUAUGUAAAGUUCUUACUAAGAUGUUCUUUUAUGACCGACUGAUUGCUCUCAGUGGUUGGGAUUUCGCUCUUUUUAGAAUGAGUGCAUAUUCAAAGUCAUACGACUUAGAAUAUUUUCUUCAACAUUACAAUAAAAUUAAACAAAUAUGUAUUUCCGUCUUCUUCCUGCUAAUGAA